UGUAAUGAUGAAGUGGGCCCUGGUUAUUGGGCUAAUUAAAAACCCAAGCAACCCGGCCCGUAACGUUCUGCAUCGUUCCAGUUGCGUCGAGUCACAGGUCGGAUUGAGGCGCGUGUUGCGUCGGAAGAUGGCGAGCUCUCUACUCCGACGAGGUCUGCGCGUGCCUCGCGCUCAUCGUUCGUCGCUUGUUGCCUACACAAGAACGUUCUCUUCCGACGUCUUGGUGGAAGCCAAGCCGGGCGAGAUCGGGAUAGUUUCUGGAAUUCCUGAAGAACAUCUGCGAAGAAGGGUUACAAUUUACUCACCUGCUCGAACUGCAGCACAACAAGGCUCUGGAAAAGUUGGGAGGUGGAAAAUCAAUUUCAUGUCCACACAGAAGUGGGAAAAUCCAUUGAUGGGCUGGACAUCCACAGGAGAUCCAUAUGCCAAUGUUGGUGAUGCGGCACUGAGUUUUGACAGUGAAGAAGCUGCAAAGGCAUUUGCUGAGAAGCAUGGUUGGGAAUAUGUGGUCAAGAAGCGUCACACCCCUCUAUUGAAGGUGAAGUCAUAUGCCGACAACUUCAAGUGGAAGGGUCCGCCCAGCUCUGAAUAUUGAUUCCUACUUGUGCAAUUUCUUAAGCUGGUUUGUUUACUUUGCCCCUUCUGGGAAAUGUAAGCUUAUUUAGCAAAUGCUUUGUAUACAUUUUGAUGCUCCCUGCUUGUUGCUUCUGCAUCGCUUUUUCUUUUUCUGCAAAUAAUUGUAAUGAACUGUUCUCAAUUUUAUUUCAUGACAUCGUUUUUCUA
Molecule: messenger RNA, 783 nt
Organism: Malania oleifera
Lineage: Eukaryota; Viridiplantae; Streptophyta; Magnoliopsida; Santalales; Ximeniaceae
Product: NADH dehydrogenase [ubiquinone] iron-sulfur protein 4, mitochondrial
Exons: 5
Coding region: 5-595 (196 amino acids)
Biological process (GO): electron transport chain
Source: RefSeq, a predicted model, not a curated record